GAAACCCCACGAUCCGGUACCUCUGGUCCCCACAGCCGGCGAGAGUGGAGCUCCACUGGCGAGAACACAGCACCACAGCACACUCCAAGACCUACCACAGGAAAACACGUCAUGUCAGCCAAAGCCAUCUCUGAGCAGACGGGAAAGGAGUUCCUCUACAAGUACAUCUGCACAUCGGCAGCCGUCCAGAACAGAUUCCGCUAUGCCAACGUGACCGCCGAGACUGACUUUGAUCGACUGGCGCAGGAUCAGCCGUGGUUGCUCACAGAGAGGCUCGUGGUGAAGCCGGACCAGCUGAUUAAGAGGCGAGGGAAGCUGGGCCUGGUUGGCGUUAACCUUGACCUGCAUGGCGUCAAACAGUGGCUGAAGACCCGCCUCAUGAAAGAAACCACAGUGGGAAAAGCCAAGGGGGUUCUGAAGAAUUUCCUUAUCGAGCCGUUUGUCGCCCAUAAGCAGGAGGAGGAGUUCUACGUGUGCAUCUAUGCCACCCGAGAUGGAGACUAUGUGUUGUUCCACCAUGAGGGAGGUGUGGACGUGGGAGACGUGGACGCCAAAGCCAAGAAACUGCUGAUUGGAGUUGAUGAAAAGAUCACUGAAGAGGCUGUGACGAAAGAGCUGCUGACCCACGCCCCCAACGACAAGAAAGCAGUCUUGGCCAGCUUUAUUGUCGGUCUCUUUAACCUGUACGAAGACCUUUUCUUCACCUACCUGGAGAUCAACCCAUUAGUGGUCACAAAAGAUGGAGUUUAUGUCCUGGACAUGGCAGCAAAGAUUGAUGCCACUGCUGACUACAUCUGCAAGGCCAAGUGGGGGGACGUGGAGUUCCCCCCACCCUUCGGCAGGGAGGCCUAUCCUGAGGAGGCUUACAUCGCCGACCUGGACGCAAAGAGCGGCGCCAGCCUUAAACUCACUCUGCUGAACCCUCGUGGUAGAAUCUGGACCAUGGUGGCAGGAGGAGGAGCCUCGGUGGUCUACAGUGACACUAUCUGUGACCUGGGAGGAGUGACUGAACUGGCCAAUUACGGCGAGUAUUCCGGAGCGCCGAGUGAGCAGCAGACGUACGACUACGCUAAAACCAUCCUGUCUCUGAUGACCAGAGAGAAGCAUCCGGAUGGGAAAGUUUUGAUCAUUGGAGGAAGUAUUGCAAACUUUACAAAUGUUGCAGCGACAUUUAAGGGUAUUGUCAGAGCCAUCAGAGAUUAUCAGGUGCCGCUAAAGGAGCAUGAAGUCACCAUUUUUGUGCGACGUGGAGGCCCCAACUACCAGGAGGGUCUCAGAGUGAUGGGAGAAGUCGGCAAGACCACUGGGAUCCCCAUUCACGUCUUUGGCACUGAAACCCACAUGACCGCCAUUGUUGGCAUGGCACUCGGCCACCGACCAAUCCCCAACCAGCCCCCCGUCGCUGCCCACACUGCCAACUUCCUCCUCAACUCCAGUGGCAGCACAUCGACCCCAUCGUCCAGCAGGACUGCUUCUUUCUCUGAAAACAAAGCCAAAGUCGAGGGCUCUCCAGCAAAAAAAGCCAAAACCGGUGCUCCUGCUGCCAAAGCAACAACGCUCUUCAGUAAACACACCAAAUCCAUUGUGUGGGGUAUGCAGACCCGGGCAGUACAGGGGAUGCUGGACUUUGACUAUGUUUGCUCCAGAGAGGAACCAUCAGUGGCAGCGAUGGUCUACCCUUUCACUGGUGACCACAAGCAGAAGUUCUACUGGGGCCAUAAGGAGAUCCUUCUCCCUGUGUUUAAAAACAUGAGCGAUGCCAUGAAGAAGCACCCAGAUGUGGAUGUGCUCAUUAACUUCGCCUCUCUGCGUUCAGCCUUUGACAGCACCAUGGAGACCAUGCAGUACCCACAGAUUCACACCAUUGCCAUCAUAGCUGAGGGCAUCCCUGAGGCCCACACCAGGAAGAUCAUCAAGGCAGCAGAUGAGAAAGGCAUCACCAUCAUUGGACCAGCAACUGUUGGAGGAAUUAAACCAGGCUGCUUUAAAAUUGGAAACACAGGAGGAAUGCUGGACAACAUCCUCGCCUCAAAGCUCUAUCGUCCAGGCAGCGUGGCCUAUGUGUCCCGUUCAGGCGGCAUGUCCAACGAACUCAACAAUAUCAUUUCCCGCACAACUGAUGGUGUGUUUGAAGGUGUGGCCAUUGGUGGAGACAGAUACCCAGGCUCUGUGUUCACGGACCAUGUGCUGCGGUACCAGGACACUCCUGGAGUCCAAAUGAUCGUUGUACUAGGAGAGAUUGGAGGCACAGAGGAGUAUAAGAUUUGCCAGGCCAUUAAGCAAGGCAGGAUCACAAAGCCGGUGGUGUGUUGGUGUAUCGGUACUUGUGCCACCAUGUUCUCUUCAGAGGUCCAGUUUGGUCAUGCAGGAGCCUGUGCCAAUCAGGCAUCUGAGACUGCAGUGGCAAAGAACAAGGCUCUGAAGGAGGCCGGAGCCUUCGUACCCAAGAGCUUCGAUGAACUGGGAGAGGUUAUCAAAUCUGUGUAUGACGACCUUGUUGCCAAAGGAGUCAUCCAACCUGCUGAGGAGGUGCCUCCUCCGACUGUACCCAUGGAUUAUUCCUGGGCAAGAGAGCUGGGUCUGAUCCGUAAGCCCGCCUCCUUCAUGACCAGUAUCUGUGAUGAGAGGGGUCAGGAGCUCAUCUACGCAGGCAUGCCCAUCACUGAGGUCUUCAAGUCUGAAAUCGGCCUCGGGGGAACCCUGGGCCUGCUGUGGUUCCAGAGGAGGUUGCCCCGUUACGCCUGUCAGUUCAUCGAGAUGUGCCUGAUGGUGACUGCGGAUCAUGGCCCGGCUGUUUCUGGAGCUCAUAACACCAUCGUCUGUGCUCGGGCCGGAAAAGAUCUCAUCUCCAGCCUCACCUCCGGCCUGCUCACCAUUGGUGACCGCUUUGGUGGCGCUUUAGACGCUGCAGCGAAGCAGUUCAGCAAAGCGUUUGACAGCGGCAUGUUACCCAUGGAGUUUGUCAACAAGAUGAAGAAGGACGGAAAGCUAAUCAUGGGCAUCGGACACAGAGUCAAGUCGAUUAAUAAUCCUGACAUGAGAGUCCAGAUCCUGAAAGACUUUGUGAAGCAGCACUUCCCGUCCACCCAGCUGCUGGACUACGCUCUAGACGUAGAGAAGAUCACCACAUCCAAAAAACCCAACUUGAUCCUAAAUGUGGAUGGAUUCAUUGGUGUGGCCUUCGUGGACUUACUCAGGACUUGUGGUGGAUUUACACGGGAUGAAGCUGAUGAGUUUGUGGAAAUUGGAGCUUUGAAUGGUAUCUUUGUCCUGGGACGCAGCAUGGGAUUCAUUGGACACUACUUGGACCAGAAGAGGCUGAGGCAGGGUCUGUACCGCCACCCAUGGGACGAUAUCUCCUACGUGCUUCCAGAACACAUGUCUAUGUAAACGGAUGGACGAAAACCACAGAGUGCCACGCCCAUUUUCCCUAGAAUAUCCCCUCCCCCCCUUGGCCAUCAAUCCUCCGCCCAUACUGUGACCCGUCACCCACAACUAGUGACACAAUAUAGGAAGAUGUUACUAUUAAUAUAAAUGUAAAUAUCAACUUUUAGCAGUGUAGAGAUGUUUUUACUUUGGGAAAAUUAUGUUUUGUGAAUCAGUGGGGAAAGGUGAUGAUCAAUCAGGUACAUAUGAGGGAGUUAAACUGGAUUAUUCAACUUGUGUCUAUUUUCUUGGCUACAACAGUGAAGUAUUUUUGUUUAUCCUGAAAUAUUACAUCAUUGUUGUAUUAAUCAAGCAUGUUGUGUCUGUGUGCAGCUCUAUAUUCCUUGUGCCACUUGAGAAUCAUGGGAUACAAUAGUUGUAGUGCAAUAAUAACAUAUAUAACGAGAACACACUGUAGAUCAGAGCUUUAUUUAUGUAUGAGUUUACAUAGUAAAAUAUAAGUGGUACAAGAACAUAAAAGUAUAAUUUUCUGUGCUGUUUUUGACACCGUGGUAAAAUGAGAAGCAGACCGCUAUCUGUGACCAAUGGGACCAUUUUAUGAGUCUUUCCUGGCAUCUGCUGCCAUUUUAUGUCCCCAGAAAAUUGUGUGUCUGCGAGCGAAUAAUGGGAGUGUUUCCUUAGAGGAUUUAACUGGAGGAGUCGCUAAUAACAAGUGGUACUUGCUUUCUCUACCGAAGCAGAUUGGGGCUGUUUUUUUUUUCUUUUCUCUAGUGUAAUUGAAGCUCGUCUGUGUCGUCGCUUUGUUUUAAACUGUUUCAAUGUGAACUCAAUGUGCCUCUGUACUAAUGAAUAAUAAAGCAAUGUAUGUUGACAAGUGUGUAGCUGGGUAAAAUAGAAUGUAAUUAAGCUGAUGCA
Molecule: messenger RNA, 4302 nt
Organism: Sphaeramia orbicularis (orbiculate cardinalfish)
Lineage: Eukaryota; Metazoa; Chordata; Actinopteri; Kurtiformes; Apogonidae
Gene: aclya
Product: ATP citrate lyase a
Exons: 28
Coding region: 112-3390 (1092 amino acids)
Biological process (GO): fatty acid biosynthetic process; acetyl-CoA biosynthetic process; citrate metabolic process
Cellular component (GO): cytosol
Molecular function (GO): ATP citrate synthase activity
Source: RefSeq, a predicted model, not a curated record